This is a messenger RNA of Phytophthora sojae, 849 nucleotides long. RefSeq lists its product as hypothetical. Gene Ontology annotation, molecular function: nucleic acid binding. The transcript is spliced from 2 exons. Lineage: Eukaryota; Oomycota; Peronosporomycetes; Peronosporales; Peronosporaceae. The coding region runs from base 1 to 849 and encodes 282 amino acids. The record is from RefSeq and is a predicted model, not a curated record.
AUGACGCAGUCAAUUAAGGCGACGUUCUUCUGGCGAGGAAUGGAUAGUGAUGUUAAACGCUAUGUGCAGAGAUGUCAUGUGUGUGCGACUAGCAAAACGCUCCCGCAAGCGUACGGCCAGAUUCCGGAGAAGACGGUGGAAGUUCGACCCUGGAAUGAGAUCGCAGUCGACUCAAUUGGGCCUCUGCAAGGUCGAUGGCGUGCAGUCUCGAUAAUGGACACGAGCACACGCCUGCUCGAACUCGCGGCACAGCACGACCCCUCCAGUGCUGAAGCAGCACGGAUUGUGGAUCAAGUCUGGUUCAACCGAUACCCUCGGCCGAAGCGGUGCAUCUACGAUGGUGGCUCUGAGUUCAAACUCGAUUUGCAAGAGCUAUUGGAAAUGCAUCGCUGUAUUAACGAGAAGCUGCGCACUGAGAAGAUCUCAAGCAAGGAAGACUGGGAGAACUGCUUGUCGUCUGUAGCGUACGCGCUGCGGGCUUCUCAUCAUACCAUGAUGGGGUGCAGUCCAGCACAAGCCGCCUUCGGGCGCGACAUGCUGUUUGAUGUCCCGCACGCGGUUGACUGGGAGGCUCAAAAGGAGCGAAAGGAGGCUCAGGUAGCCAAGGCUACCGCCCGUGAGAACGCUGGGCGCAAUACUCACGAGUAUGCCCCAGGUGACAUGGUGAUGGUCGCCAACAAUGACCCACGGCGAGCAAAGCUUGCCCCUACUUAUACCGGGCCUUACGAGGUUGAUGCUGUACGCAGCAACGGUACAGUCGUAGUGAAGAAGCAGCGAUACCUGGAGACACUGCACAUGCGUCGGCUUCGUCCUGUCACGCCGGAGAUGGGGGCCUCUGUCGUGAAGUGA